Girardinichthys multiradiatus is the source of this 10350-nucleotide messenger RNA. RefSeq names its product proline-rich coiled-coil 2C (gene prrc2c). The record is from RefSeq and is a predicted model, not a curated record. Gene Ontology annotation, biological process: cell differentiation. The transcript is spliced from 34 exons. NCBI's taxonomy places the organism in Eukaryota, Metazoa, Chordata, Actinopteri, Cyprinodontiformes, Goodeidae. Bases 415 to 8814 code for a protein of 2799 amino acids.
UUUUGGGUACAGGCCGCGGCGCGAGCGGGGCCUCACUCAACUAGAAAAACGGUCUGGCACGAGAUAACGGAGCCACGGGACACCCGGGAAUACCGCGCGCCGGCUCCCACAUCAAAGGCCGAGCACACGAGGACAGACCGGCGGCUAGAAGCGACGGAAAACGCACAAAGCAAUCAACCCUCCCUUGCAUGUGGACAGCAGGUUGUUGGCAGCUAGCGACCAGAGCUAAACGGAGCUAGCCUGCUUUUGUAAUCCGCCGGCCAGACAGUCAUUCGUUCACCUCCGACCAGGCCGAAACCGGAUUUUGAGUGGGGGGUAUAACGCACUGCAGAAGACAAGGGACACAGCGGCGGUGGCAGGAGGCUGGUUCUGGAGGCGAGGCCAAAGGACCAGACUCAAUGAGUUUCCAGCGAAAUGUCAGAGAAGUCAGGGCAGAGCACCAAGGCAAAGGAUGGCAAAACCAAAUAUGCAACCCUUAGCCUUUUCAACACCUACAAAGGCAAAUCUCUGGAAACCCAGAAAACUGCUGUGGCUGCCAGACAUGGGCUCCAGAGUUUGGGCAAAGUUGCUGUCAGCCGGCGAAUGCCCCCUCCAGCUAACCUGCCCAGCCUGAAAGCAGAGAACAAAGGAAACGACCCCAACGUCAACAUUGUCCCCAAAGACGGUAGCGGCUGGGCAUCCAGAGCUGAGGGGGGAGAGGAGAGGCAACAAGAAACUCCCCCACCCCAAAGCAAACCAGCACCACUCCAGUCACAAGAGCCUUCUACUGGUGGAAGCCGCUCCUGGGCAAACAACAAGCAGCCGCAGCAGCUUGAUGGGUCUCCUCGUGUAAGCAGCUACUUUCAUCAAGAGUUUCCCAGCUUGCAGGCUGCCGGUGAAGCGGAGAAAGGGGAUGGUCAAGAUGAAGAGCCCUAUGGACCAGGCCCAAGCCUCAGACCACAAAAUGUUGGCAGUUGGCGUGAAGGUGGAGGCAGGAAUUUGAACACUGCAUCCAGCCCCCCUGAGAUGGAUACCAAGCCACAGGAGGAGGGCAGUACGAGCCUUGGUACCUCCACGCCACCUGUUGAAGCUGAAGAAACUGGCCGAAAUGCAACAACCGAAGGUCAAAAGGAGAAGAAGGAUAGCCGAGAGAGGAUUCCUCCCUCUGUCACUUCUCAACCUAAACUUAAUGGGGGGCAACAGCCUCCUGCAGGGGUGCCAACUCACUUUGACCCAGCUUUCAGGAGCAUGAUGCCACCUUAUAUGUUCCAUGCCUAUCCACAAAUGACGUUUGCCCCAGGACAGGGGAACGUCAGGUACCCUGUACCACAGGAUGGGGGAAAGAUCCUCAGGGGUUCUCGUUCAGCACGGCUUCAGCAACCACCCCCUCAGUCCUGGCUCCAAGACCCAGACAGACCCUCAAUCAUCAGUGCAACAGAACUGAAGGAGCUCGACAAUUUAGACACUGAUGCUGACGAGGGUUGGGCAGGGGCUCAGAUGGAGGUUGACUACACAGAGAAACUGAACUUUAGUGACGAUGAGGAAGCUGCUAAAGACAAAGGAGAAAACUGGGAGUGGAUACGGUCUCGGACGUCAGACAAUCAAGAAGGCUGGAAGGAAGGAUCUGAAGAGCGUGGGGGCACUAAGACCUCCUGGGCCGACAGCGGUGAUCCUAGAGCACCAUCACCUGGCAGUGUAGGGCAGUACAAUAAACCGGCUGCUUCACAGGACUACCAGAGUGGCACUCGACCUGUUGGUAGCGGUGCUCCACGGGGGAACAAACCGCAGGGAGCUGUGGCACCAGGAGCUGAAGAGGAUUCUGAUGCUUGGCGACAGAAGCGAAAGAAGCAGUCUGAAAUUUCUGAAGCUGUAGAGCGAGCAAGACGGAGGAGAGAAGAAGAGGAGCGGCGGAUGGAAGAACAGAGGCUUGCUGCUUGUGCUGAAAAACUGAAACGUCUAAAUGAAAAACAUCGACCUCCCAACGAGGGCAAACCUGCUAGUGAUCAGACCACUACUGAAGAAGCAGUAGCUGCUGGGGAGGAAGCCUUAUCAUUAUCUGUUCCUGCGUCCACUCCUGUACCCUCGAUCCCAGUUCCACAGCCGGAGGUCCCAGUUGUACAAGCCCCUUUAUCCGAGAGAGUGGAUCGAGACAGGGAAAGGAUGGAGCGAGUAGAAACAAAUGCUGAGGAAGAGCCUGAGCUUACUCGUCAGGCCAGUCCCCCUGUCCAGAGACCUGUGACUGUAGUCCCAGAGCCUCAGGGCGAGGGAGAAACCUCUCUUCCUGAGGUCUGUCCCUUGGUGCAGGAGAAUCAGACUGACAGGCCAUCAGUACCUAUUCGGGACUAUUUUAAUAUGGAGGACAACAGAGUGGAUGAGCCCCACCUGUCCCUGUCUCACAUUGAACCUCCUGGAGGGGAUGAAGUCCCCAUUGCACCUCCUCAACUGGAAGGAGAGGCAGCAGCUGCAAUGCGUCCCUCUGUCAUCUCAGGCUACUCCAAACAGUUUCAGAAGUCUUUGCCACCACGUUUCCUUAGACAGCAGGAGCAGAUGAAGCAGCAGCAGUGGCAGCAACAGCAAAGUGGAGGCUCUGUGUCCCCAUCAGGUGGCGGCAGUGUUCCUGCUACCCAACAGCAGCAACACCGCUCCAUGUAUCAACCUAUGGGCCCCCACCACCAGCACUUGCCCUCCAUGGGGUUUGACCCCCGCUGGCUCAUGAUGCAGUCCUACAUGGACCCCCGCAUGAUGUCAGGCCGCCCCCCUAUGGACAUCCCUGCAAACAUUCACCCAGGGAGAAUCCCUCAGAAGCAGAUUGUACGCAGAGAACCAGGUGACAACUCCAGUUCUAGCUCUGACUCAUUUGACCACUUGUCCCGACCAGUUCGAGACCAUGGCUUCCCCUCAGACUCACGGAUGGUAUGGGGAUCAGACCCAUAUCCACAGUCAGAACCAUUACCCUCUGUAACUCCCCCAAAAGGACGUGACGACAAUAAGGAGCAACGGAUGGACUCUGGUUUGGAUCUGGACAGGAGUCUGCCAGCUAUUUAUGCUCAGGAUCACGGUGCGGUGGACUCUCGUAAAAGUAAUUUCUUUCGGGACUCUGAGUCCCUGUCCGCGUUUACUCAGGGCCCGGAGGAUGUGUCGGGGCCUCCAGAUAGAGCGCCUGUAAGUUCGGCGUUUGAUGCUGAUGAUCGAGGCUUACCUAGUGGGGAAGAGGUGGAAGCCCUUGGUCAAGCCAUGCUCCAGAGAAGUGUCUCUCAGGGUUCCAGCCAUUCCCUUAAGCUGGAUGAGCCCAGGUUUGAUGGGCUACCCUUGGCAACAAAAUCGCUAGAGCUCCCAGACACAGGGGAGCGGGCUGCUGAUAAGCCCCAAAGUGAGCUUUACUCCCAGGCUGCUGUAACUAGCAACAGGGCUACACCUCCAGCUGAUGGAUUACACAAACAAGAGAAGCUCCCUCUGCCCGCUCCAAGCAAGCAGAAAGCCGAACUGCGAUGGGGCGGGAGAUCAGGGUCUGGUCGCCGAGAUGGACCAGGUGGAGAGAGACCCGUUCGCAGGUCAGGGCCGAUAAAAAAGCCUGUCCUGAGGGACAUGAAAGAAGAACGGGAGCAAAGAGAAGAGCGCGAGAAACGUCACGAGAGAGGGGAUAAAGGGGACCGGUCCAAAAAGGAUCAGUCAACUAAAGCUUCAUCAGCAGCUGCAGCCGUGUCUGAAAGCUCUCGAGCUCAGAGUGAUGGGAAGAGGGAAGCUGCUGAGGCGGACGAAGCCCCAGCUGCCCACCAUAGGGCCAGAGACCCACAGCCUUCUUCGGGGGUACCCACCUCCUCCUCCCAGGAAGAGAAAGCAGACAAACUGCCCAGUAAUGACAAACAUCCAGAACCAAAACUGCCCAGCCGAAAAGAAUCACAUCUUCCUGCGCGUCCCUACAGGAGAGAGGAGAGGGAGAGAGAGAGAGAACGAGACAGAGACCGAGACAAGGAAGCUGACAAGGAGAGGGAAUGGGCCCUUGACUCGAGUUUCAAAGGACGUGGGCGAGGGGAGUACUAUUCCAGAGGACGGAGCUACAGAGGAAGUUACAGUGGUCGCGGCAGGGGAAGUCGUGGUCGCAGCCGUGCUGAGUUCGCCUACCGAGAGCCCCGAUUACGUUCUGACUUGCCUUCUGCUGCAGGUGCUGCUGCCUUUCGCAACAGAGAGGAAAGCGAGACACGCAGCGAGAGCUCGGACUUUGAAGUCAUUCCAAAACGUAGGCGACGGCGUGGUUCAGACACAGACUCUGAAAGUGAAGGUGGGAGAGAAUCAGCCAGCGACACUGGACCCUCUGACCGGGAGCCAAGUACCAAACCGAGCCGUCCACUAAGAAGAGAUCUCCCUGGUGAGGGGCGAUCAGGACCCCACAAAAUGGGCUUCGACCAACCUCAUAUCGGGGAAAAGGCUGGAAUGAGAGGGGAUGACGACAGCCGGCCCAAACCAGGAUUUCUUCCCAAGGGAGAGCCUUCUCGGCGAGGUAGAGGGGGAUUAUACAACAGACGAGGUGGCACACGGGAGCGUGGAGGUCCCCGUUCAGCCCCUCUUAGAAGGCCAGGACCCAGGGACUCUUCUUCUCAGUGGCCUUCUAAACCGAUGGAGACGUUCAGGCCUGAGGACACCGAGUCUUCAACAAGAUUCGACAAUCCCCAUACUGAUCGACGACCCCCGAAAAUGGAGGGAAAGAAAUUUGGAGAGGGUGCUCCUCAGAACAGCAGAGAGAGGCCUCGUCGAUCUCGCCCAGCUCGGCCCCCAAAGCAGGAUAAACCUCCUCGCUUUAGGCGCUUGAAAGAGCGAGAGGCUGCAGUGUUGGGUGCUGGAGAUACAGCUGCAAGCCCUCCUGUUUUGUUACCUUCUGUGCCUGCUGCAGCUGCCCCUAGUUGUGCACUCGCUCUGUUGUCCCUCUCUCCAACAAUGUCCAGAGCUCCAGGAACUCCUCUAACUGUGCCUGCAGAGGUGGUACCUGCACAUGACCAAACAUCUCCCUUAGACAACUCGCUGCCUGAGACCAGCAGUCCCACCAUCACUGCAGUGGGUAGCAAGUCCCCCGACUUGUCGAACCAGAACUCCUCAGAUCAAGCCAAUGAGGAGUGGGAAACUGCUUCUGAGAGCAGCGAUUUCAAUGAAAGGAGAGAACGAGAGGAGAGGAAAGGAGCACUGGAGGCUGCUAAUGAGGUAGCCACUGCCUCUGCCCCAGCACCCAGUCCCCCUCAGGGCACUUUAACACCUAAUAAAAGUCCACCGGAUGGAGGUGUGACUCCAAAGCGAGAGGGAUCACAAGCAGCCAAGAGGAGUUUCUCGAGUCAGAGGCCCACCGAGAGGCAGAAUCGUAGACCGCAGAGCGGAGCCAAACCAGGCCGAAGUUAUGCAGGCGGCAAAGGAGAGAGGAGAGGCGGCGGCAAGGCCGGUCGUAAAGGCCCUGCAGCUCAGCAGAGCUCUGAGACAUUAGCACCAGGAGCUGGAGGAACCUCUCAGAGGCCUGCCAAAGAGCAGCCUGCACGACGCAGAGAUGAGUCCAAACAGACCGCCAAGAAGCCCAAGGAGAAUGCUCUUUCCCAGUUUGAUCUCAACAAUUAUGCAAGUGUUGUGAUUAUUGAUGACCAUCCUGAGGUGACCACCACAGAGGAUCCACAAUCCAGUGCCAAUGAUGAUGGCUUCACAGAGGUCGUUUCCCGCAAGCAACAGAAACGGCUGCAGGACGAAGAGAAACGGAAGAAGGAGGAGCAGACAUCUCAGAACUGGAGUAAGAAAGGCUCCAGCGAGAAGAGCAGAGGAAGCGGAGGAAAGCUGCCGCCAAGAUUUGCCAAAAAGCAGUCAUCGCAGCAGCAGCAGCAUCCACAGCAGCUGCCUCAGCAGCAGCCACAGCAACAACAGGCUGCACAGUCUCAGCCUCCUGUAGCCCCAGCACCCACCGCUCAGCAGCAGCCCGCUGUUUCUGCUGCACAGCACCCUCACCACACACCCUCACAACCUGCUGCUGCUCCUCCUCAAGUUCUGGAAGGAGCGGUGGCUCCUCUACCCUCCAUUCCCCCAUCUAGUGUGGAGUUCACCUCAAAGAGCCUCCCCCCUGCGCCUGCACAGCCGCACAGCACUCUUGGUACAGAACUGUGGGAGAACAAGGUGGCGGGUUCCACUGUCCUUCCUGAUGUCAAGAAGCUUGGUCCCAUCAGCCCUCCCCAGCCCCCCUCCGUGAGUGCUUGGAACAAACCUUUAACCUCUUUUACAGGCACUGUGUCCUCUGAGGGUGGGAAGCCUGGAGCCGACGGCAGUGUAGAGUUGGGUAUAGACAGUAUUCAGUUUGGUGCACCAUCAUCUGCAGGAAGCACUGACAGUGAUGGAGGACCUGCACUGUUGGAAACAGUCUCGGAAAGCAAACUACCUGCUCCCAAAGAGCAAAGACAGAAACAACCUCGAACUGGUCCAAUUAAAACCCAAAAGCUCCCUGAGAUAGAACCAGUAGAACCCAAGGAGUAUAAGCCAGGUCCUAUUGGCAAAGAGCGCUCUCUGAAGAACCGCAAGGCCAAAGAUGCACGUGGAGCAGAGGCUGAAGGGAUGGAGGGAGGAGUAUCUGGUGGAGGUGUCAGCAGAGCCACAGACUCCAGCCCUCCCACCAGUGACACCACAGUACCAGAACUGGGAGGCGACAUAGAGGGCAUGAUCACAGUCCCCUCAGCAGAGUACACUAGUAACUCUAAGGAGUCUGUCACCGACUACACCACCCCCUCCUCUUCUCUGGCUGACAGUGUUCCCACAGGGGGCAACAAAAUGGAGGAGAGUUUAGUGGCCAAUGUGGCACUCCCCCACUCGCUGCCCCUUCCUCGCAGAGAGACCCUACAGCAGAGCUCCAGCCUCAGCACAGUUUCUCCUGCUACUGUCGACCUAACACUAAAGAUGGAGUCUGCCCGGAAAGCUUGGGAAAACUCCCCGAGUCUGGAGAAAAGCUCUCCAGUCACCACCUCUUCGUCCCCCAUCACCUCGUGUGCUUCCUCUUACUCAUCUUUCUCUUCAGCCUCCAUGCCCCAGAUCCCUGUGGCAUCUGUAACCCCCAGUACCUCACUGUCAGCAGGUUCUGGUACCUAUACCACAUCCUCUCUCAGUACAAAGACCACUUCAGCCUCCGACCCCCCUAACAUCUGCAAAGUGAAACCGCAGCAGCUACAAGGUGGAAGCCUGUCCUCCACCAGCAGCAGUAGCAACAGCUUCUCUCAGCUUGGCUGUGUGCCUCCCCUCCUGCCUCAGCAGCAACAGACCCCACAGGUGUUCGUCUCCCAGGCUACAGCAGGUUCUGCAGCUCAGAUUCCAGCCUUCUACAUGGACACUAGCCACCUCUUCAGUACCCCACACCCUCGCCUGGCUGCUCCUUCGCUGGCACAGCAGCAAGGCUUCCAGCCUGGCCUCUCACAGCCAACGGCAGUGCAGCAGAUUCCCAUUCCCAUCUACGCCCCACUGCAAGGGCAGCCUCAGCAUCAGCACACACACCAGGCUCAACUAGGACUAAGUACUGGUCCACCAGUUUCCCAGCCACAAGACCUGUUCAGCUCAUCACUUCAGCCUUACAGGUCGCAACAGGCAUUCAUGCAGGGCAGCUUGUCACAGCCGUCUAUGAUGCUGUCAGGACCAUCGCUGCACAGCUACCCCGGCGUGCAGGCCCCAGAACUGGGCAAGCCUCAGUCCAGUCUGGCCUACCAGCAGCCCUCCUCCACUCAGCACAUUCCCAUCCUGUUUGAGCCACAGCUCAACCAGCCCUCCGGCAUGGGAGGCUCCCAGAUCAUUGACACACACCUGCUGCAGGCUCGACAGGGGAUGAGUCAGCAUUCAAACAUGUACUCAGGGCAGGUGCAACAGCAUGGUCAGAGUAGCUACUAUAGCAACACUCAGUCCCCCAGCUCUGCAAUGCAGCAGGUAACUGUCCCUCUGCCUGGCUCCCAGUUGUCUCUGCCGAACUUCGGUUCGGGGGGAGGUCAGCCCCUGCUGGCUUUGCCCCCCACUCCUCCCCAAGCCCAGCCUCCCAACAUCAACCGGCAGCCCCCAGUUUCUCAGCCCUACCGAGGCCUCAUGGGUCCUAACCACAACAUGAUGCAGCCUCCAACCAGCAAGAUGGACAUGGAUCUCAAGCUCUUCGGCAGUGGGAUGGAUGUGAAGCCUGGAACUCCUCCAGUUAGCGGCAGGAGCACCACACCAACCUCCAGUCCUUACAGGGCCAGCUCCACUUCUCCCAGUAGCCAGUCUAGUAAGAUGAACAGCAUGCUCUACCAGAAGCAGUUCCAGCCCAGCUCUGCAGGCCUGAGAAUGGCGCAGCAUUUCCCCGGCCAGUUCAACCCACAGAUUCUGUCUCAGCCCAGCAUCGUCUCUCCCCUGGUUCGCCCUCAUGUGAACUCCUUUGGAGGAGGUGUUCAGCGUUCUCCCAUGGGUCCUCCAAUUUCACCCAAUGUGAGCGGUGGCCUCAUGCCUCACCCCCGACCCCAGCAUCCACAGCACAGUCAGCACCCUCCUCGAGGGCCUUCUGGUUCUUCCCUUCCACCCAGAGGCGCACAGGCGGCUCUGAAGGCUGAGCAGGAUCUAAAGGCAAAGCAGCGGGCUGAGGUUCUUCAGUCCACUCAUAAGUUCUUCUCAGAGCAGCAGCAACUGAAGGCUCCUCAAGUCAGCAAGCCUUCUCGGCUGGAUCAAGGAGGAAAAGCUCUGCUCGAUCCUUCAGCCUCAAACCACCAGGCCGGCGGGGAACGCCCAGAUGCAGACAAACCCCCCAUGUCCACAGCCAAGCCCAUUCGAACUGGCCCCAUUAAACCACAGGCCAUUAAACCAGAAGAGGGCAAGUAAAGAGCUCAUAGCCCCGUUAAGACGACUAAAUAUUUGAAUGGAAGAGAGACUCUACCCCCAUUUACACGAUCACAGCCUCAUAUCACCCCUGGAGGACAGUGUGGGGGAGGAGGAGCAGGAAUUGGGUAGAGGUCCAGAUGUCACCGUUACGAACAGAGGGCACUCAAAUACAAGUGUUAUCCUCUUUCACCCCACCAUGCCUUGCUGCAGGUGGGGUGACUUUCAUCAUAUUUAGAUGCUGAUUUAAAAUUGCUGCUCAAGUUGUUCUAUAAAAAUCCACCAUCUGACUGACAGAGUUGGAGAGAAAUCUGAGAAGUGCUGCUGAGUUAGCCAUUUUUAUAGCUAAUUUUAGUUCUUUCCCCCCAUAGCUUGAGACAUAUUAUAGGAGAAACAUGUUUUUGUUUACAAAAGAAUAAAUAAAUAAAAAUUUCAAAAGAAGGUAUCAUAUAUUGAAGCACACCUUUUUGUUUGACCAGUCAUGACUAAUCCAGACAAUUUGUGCUGAACGGUUGGAACAUGUGCUGCACGAAGUCAUGAAAUCAGAAAUGUUUUAGUUUUAUCAGAAUGGAAAUGUGAAAAUCUGCAGCAUCUGAUUGGCUGUAAUGAUUGAUCCCUUGAUUUGUCUGCCUGUGAGCCUUUGCUCCUGCCUUCUGCUCUCAUCUUGCCUGAGAACUACUCGUGUGUUGAGGUGUGUGCGUGUGCGCCCGUGUGUUCAGGGGAAAGCUUGGCGCUGGACUCUUGCGUGUUUUUAGCCAAAGGGAAAGGCAGUGACAUCACAACCUUUCAGGGUCGCUGUUCCCGCUGCAACGGUUUGGGAGCGUGCUAGCAGGAUUGAGUUGGUAACGUAGGAUCACUUAUUUCCAGCCGUUCUGUUGUCAGAGUGGUCUUCACACAACCUUGCACUGCUUUCACACCCAUCCCAGUGUGCUCACACAAACACUUGCAUACACACCUCACUGUACAAAAGCAUCCAGAGCUGCUGCUAAUGACUGUCGGUGCCCUUAGCUAGUGUUUUAGCAGGACAGGGCUGUUUAGAGGAAAAGCUGCAGAGUUUACCUUUUUGUUUUUUGGAGCGUGCAUGUUGACCUUCAUGACGAGGAGGAACAGGACAAAGACCCAAGGAAAAAGAUGAAAUGCGAAGUCACACGUACUAAAGCGGUUGCGCAGAAGGACACUUGUUUUGUUUGUCUUUACUUAUGAGAGCAACCAGUGCUGUUUCCUUUCUCUGCCUCACUUCCGCUGGCUGUCCUACCCAGAGCAACGCUCUCAUCCUGGGGUUGCAGAGAUGAGGGUCCCUUAGAAAUGUACAGUAGUAUGCACCCUGAGAUGGCGAGGGACUCCCUUCACAUCUGUCCUAGCUGGAGGAAAGACUCCUUUAUUUGGAGAAUGGAAGAGGGAGGGAGGGCAAUUUAUUUUAAAAAUUUUUUUGUUUGUUUUUUUGUACAGGGGUUUCAUCACUGUAUUAAGAUAUGUACGGUCUUAUUUACAUUCUCUUGGUUUGGUUACAGAAACUAAUAAAAAAUAAUAUACUAUUGA